GAAGGUGGUGACUAUAGAAUGCCCCUUAAAGUCGUGCUCCCCCCCCUAGGGCCAAAACACCCCCGAAAUUGACCAGGACUAGGCCUAAUUACCGGCGUCUUUUUGACGACAGGUCGUAGUUGUCGCCAAACUACGACAUCCGAAUUUGGUAGGGCAAUCUGCAGGCAGCCACUCGGCUAUGGCUGGAGGGUUUCUGCAGAGGCGAUCAGUGAGGGUUGGCAUCCCAUUUCUCAUGCUGAUUGUGGGCGGAUCGUUUGGUCUCAAGGAAUUCACUCAGUUAAGGUACGAUUUUCGUAAUAGCAGGAACAUUACAAAAGAGGAGGCAGAGAAGCUUGGGGUUGAAAUGAAAGAUGCAACCAGCGUCACCUUAGAAGCAAUAUAUAGUGAUAUUAGUGAGAUUGACACCACAAACUGGGAAAACAAAAGAGGUCCUCGCCCCUGGGAGGAAAGCAACCAGCUGUAUUUAGAAGCUGUAGAACGGGGAAAGAUCUUAAAGGAAAACGCUCAGUAAACUUAAAGCUUGAGAAGUGUUUACGUAGUUCUCACGGACUAAUGAGUGGUUACAGAGCAGUUGAGCUUUUGCUGAAAACGUUAGGAAAAUGUAAACACAGAGGGCUCAUGUACUUUUACUACAUAAUGUAAAUACAGAAACCUUUUUGAAAUUUUCA
Molecule: messenger RNA, 668 nt
Organism: Macrobrachium nipponense
Lineage: Eukaryota; Metazoa; Arthropoda; Malacostraca; Decapoda; Palaemonidae
Gene: l(3)neo43
Product: cytochrome c oxidase assembly protein COX16 homolog, mitochondrial-like
Exons: 4
Coding region: 179-511 (110 amino acids)
Biological process (GO): mitochondrial respiratory chain complex IV assembly
Cellular component (GO): mitochondrial inner membrane
Source: RefSeq, a predicted model, not a curated record